This is a messenger RNA of Marmota flaviventris (yellow-bellied marmot), 806 nucleotides long. NCBI's taxonomy places the organism in Eukaryota, Metazoa, Chordata, Mammalia, Rodentia, Sciuridae. The record is from RefSeq and is a predicted model, not a curated record.
AUGACAUUCCCUCACCCAGAUACCAUGCCUGAACAGCAACUGUUAAAGCCAACCGAGUGGAGCUACUGUGACUACUUCUGGGCUGAUAAGAAGGAUCCCCAAGGCAAUGGCACGGUGGCUGGGUUCGAACUGCUGCGCCAAAAGCAACUGAAGGGCAAACAAAUGCAGAAAGAAAUGCCUGAAUUCCUCCGAGAGAGGAUAAAGAUUGAAGAAGAAUAUGCAAAGAACCUGGCUAAGCUCUUUCAGAACUCCUUGGCUGCACAGGAGGAAGGUUCCUUGGCCCAGGUGAAGAAGAGUCUGGCAGAUGAAGCAGAAGUUCAUCUCAAGUUCUCAGCCAAGCUUCACAGCGAGGUAGAGAAGCCCCUAAUGAACUUUCGUGAGAACUUCAAGAAAGACAUGAAAAAGUGUGACCACCAUAUCCCUGACCUCCGCAAGCAGCUCGCCAGCCGCCAUGCAUCGGUGGAGAAGGCCCGGAAAGCUCUCACAGAGCGGCAGAGAGACCUGGAGAUGAAGACCCAGCAGUUGGAAAUCAAGCUGAGCAACAAGACAGAGGAGGACAUCAAGAAGGCACGGAGAAAGUCCACACAGGCUGGUGAUGACCUCAUGCGCUGUGUGGACCUCUACAACCAGGCGCAGUCCGAGUGGUUUGAAGAGAUGGUGACCACCACUUUGGAGCUGGAGUGGCUGGAGGUGGAGAGGGUGGAGAUGAUCCGGCAACAUCUGUGUCAGUACACACAGCUGCGGCAUGAGACAGACAUGUUCAACCAAAGCACAGUCUAGCCUGUGGACCAACUGCUUCGAAAAGU